Molecule: messenger RNA, 1623 nt
Organism: Salvia splendens (bonfire salvia)
Lineage: Eukaryota; Viridiplantae; Streptophyta; Magnoliopsida; Lamiales; Lamiaceae
Exons: 2
Coding region: 1-1623 (540 amino acids)
Source: RefSeq, a predicted model, not a curated record
AUGAUUAUUGCAACCUGGAAUGUAAGGGGAUUGCAGCAACUCCCCACCCAAGCUGCAAUCGUCGAUUUUGUACGAACACAUAAGAUCGACGUCAUGGGUCUUUUGGAAACAAAGUACAAGAAGGAGAACUACACUUUCUUCCUCAAGAACAACUUCAGGGAGUGGAAAGCCAUGGAAAACUUCGAGAUGAUCGAGAAUAGUCGUAUGCUACUUAUGUGGAAUCCGAGCAAAGUGACCCUCGAGCCGAUUAGAGUGGAAGAACAAGCCAUCUACACCAAAAUCAGGUGCUUGACUUCCAAUAAUACGUUCCAUUUUGUUUUGGUCUAUGGUUUGCAUACUAUACCGGUUAUAGACCCACUUUGGGACUCGUUAGUUAAACAUGUGGUGAAGGACGAGCCGACACUUGUUAGCAGUGACUUCAACAACGUGCUCGCUGAGGAUGAAAGAGUGGAAGGAUCUGUCCAUACGGAAUAUGAGAUUAAGAACAUGGUGGACACGUGUGCCUUGCUCGGUUUGGAAGAUAUCAUGUCUAUGGGAUGCAAGUACACUUGUAAGAACCAUGCGAUAUCGAGCAAGAUUGAUAGGGCCAUGAUCAAUGACGCUUGGUUCACCAAAGGAUACGUGGCUAGUACAGAGUUUUUGCCAUCAAGACCGUACACAGACCACUCACCGACCGUCACUACCCUCUUUGAAUUCAAGAAGCAUCUCAAGCAGUUCAACAUCAAGGAGUUCAGUGAGCUCUCAAAGAGGGUCAAGGAGACCGGGGAAAAGCUUGAGGCGCUGCAAAAACAAGCAGACAGGGACACAUCAGAUCUUGCCCUUCGGGUCCAGAUCACCAAUCAGAAGAAGAAGACUGCCUACCUUGAGAAAUUUGAAAGGGAGUAUUUUAAGCAAAAAGCUAUAUUCAAGCAUUUACUCCUUAGCGAUCGCAGUACUUCGUUCUUCCAUUCUCUUGUUAAAAGGAACAACUCACGCAAUUAUAUUGCAUUCCUCUACAGGAGAGACGGUACCAUCACGAGGGACCAAGAGGAAAUCAUUAGUGAGUUCGUGAAAUUUUACUCGACACUCUUGGGAACCAAGAAGGAGCCGGAACCCAUCAAGGUGGACAUCUGUAGGCAAGGCCCACUUGUGAGUGAGGAGGAUAGUCGGGUCAUGGUGCGGCCCAUCACGGUCGAGGAGAUCAAAGAAGCCUUGUUCGAUAUUGGGAACGACAAGGCACCGGGGCCCGAUGGCUACUCCUCGGCAUUCUUCAAGAAGCAAUGGGAGAGAGUCGGCAAAGACGUGGUUGAAGAAGUCAAAGAAUUCUUUGAGAAGGGCCAAUUGUUGAAGAACUUCAACACUACGGUGAUCUCUCUGAUUCCGAAGACUUCAAUCAACCCAACGGUGGGAGAUUACAGGUCUUUCUCCUACUGUUACGUCUUCUACAAGAUCUUCACGAAGAUCCGUUCGAGGAGGAUGGCGCCAUUACUAAAGCUCGUGGAUAACGCACAAUCGGCAUUCAUACCGGGGAGACACAUCAUGGACAACAUCCACCUCGCUCAAGGGCUCAUACGAGGGUAUGCAGAAAAGAAGAAUGCUCCUAAGUGUACGGUCAAGAUCUCAGAUCCAUCCUACAUGUGUUGA